GUGGUGGCAUGUUACCACCAUUUCUCCUGGUGUGUUGGCGGGAGCACGGACAGCCUGCAGCUUCGCCACCAGCUGCAACAAACCAGAGAGAAGGCCCAGAAGUUGUCUGCAGCCAUCUGUCACCACCUGACCUUUCACCUCCGGGACAAGAGCCUGCCCCAGGAGCAGCGGAGGGAGAUGGAGCUGCUCUGGGUGGUCUUCUCCUCCAGCCUGGAGCUCCUGCACGUUGACAUGUGCAAAGUUUUUACCAUCAGUGGCAUUUUCUCACCGGCUGACCCGGUGUCUCUGGUGCAGACCGGCCUGCAAGGGGGAGGCAGUGAGGUUGCGGCCCGGGCGCUCAGCCUGCCGGACCUGAACCAGGUUCAGACCCAAGCSCUCCCAGCUGGCCUUGAAAUGGAAGAACGCAGCGCGUUGGAGGAGGAGAUCGGCCACAUCGACCGCAUGAUGGAGGACAUGGAGGCGAAGGUGAACGUACUGCGCUGGAUGGUGGAGCCCCGCAGGCCGCAGUACGCCGACCCCAUCAGCAGCGCCGACAGCAUGGCUCUGGUCUCUGUGGACGAGGAGCAGCCCGGGUCCACAUCCCAGCCUCAGAGCCAGCGCAGUCACAUCUUUGUGCUUGUGUUGCUCUUCACCGUCAUCGUAGUGGCAGCCAUUUUAUCUGUCUGUGUUUUCAUUUUCUCAUGAACAAAACCUUAAAAUGUUUUCUGUAAAUCAUUAAAACUGGAUAAAUGGCGAGUUUUGUUUGUA
Austrofundulus limnaeus is the source of this 747-nucleotide messenger RNA. It is a transcript of the gene rgs9bp, whose product is annotated as regulator of G protein signaling 9 binding protein. The record is from RefSeq and is a predicted model, not a curated record. NCBI's taxonomy places the organism in Eukaryota, Metazoa, Chordata, Actinopteri, Cyprinodontiformes, Rivulidae.